GAAGGGAGUGGUGUUUCUGUGGCCACAGUUUGGUUUUCUCAACACUUGUCCAAAUUCGGAUUAAAACUUUGAACUUUUAGUCAAUAGCUUUCUCUGUCUGUCUGGGAUUGUGACCUGGGGUCCCUGAGAGGCAGAGCUGGAGUUGUGGACAGUGGCCUCAGACCGGCCCGGGCUGCCAGGAUCUAGCCCCUAUUUUGAUUCGACCCCAUCGCCUCCCCGGACUUUGGAGGUGGAAAGAGGCCCAGAGUGAGGGGCAGGGAGAGCGACUGACGCAGAAUGGCCACGGGAACGCGCUAUGCCGGAAAGGUGGUCGUGGUGACCGGGGGCGGGCGCGGUAUCGGAGCCGGGAUCGUGCGAGCUUUUGAACGAGGCACUCCUGCCCCCAUUCCCCUCCUGCCUCAGCCCCAGGAGCCCAGGCCCCCAGCCCUCCUCCCUCAGACCAGGAGUCCAGGCUCCCCCACUUCUCCUGCAGAGUCGGGGGGCCGGGCCCUGGAGCAGGAGCUCCCUGGAGCUGUCUUUCUCCUCUGUGAUGUGACUCGGGAGGAAGAUGUGAGGACCCUCAUUUCUGAGACCGUCCACCGAUUUGGCCGCCUGGAUUGUGUGGUCAACAACGCCGGCUACCAUCCACCUCCACAGUGGCCCGAGGAGACCUCCGCCCAAGGUUUCCGGCAGCUGCUGGAGCUUAACCUACUGGGGAUGUACACCUUGACCAAGCUCGCCCUCCCGCACCUGCGGAAGAGCAGGGGGAAUAUCAUCAACAUCUCCAGCCUAGUUGGGGCGAUUGGCCAGUUGCAGGCAGUUCCCUAUGUGGCCACCAAGGGGGCAGUAACAGCCAUGACCAAAGCUCUGGCCCUGGAUGAGAGUCAAUAUGGUGUCCGGGUCAACUGUAUCUCCCCAGGAAACAUCUGGACCCCGCUAUGGGAGGAGCUGGCGGCCUUGACACCCGACCCCGCGGCCACAGUGCGGGAGGGCGCGCUGGCCCAGCCCCUGGGCCGGAUGGGCCAGCCAUCUGAUGUGGGGGCUGCAGCUGUGUUCCUGGCCUCCGAAGCCAACUUCUGCACGGGGAUUGAGCUGUUUGUGACUGGGGGUGCAGAGCUGGGGUACGGGUGCAAGGCCUGUCAGGGUGCCCCCACCAGCCCUUCCUGACUCUCCACAUUUCCACGGGCACCUCCGUGACUAGGACUCUUCAACCCCAAACUCAAGUCUCCCACUUUGAGCUACCAUCUGCCCCUCAGGGACAGCCCCCAAUUCUAGACAUUAAGCCCACUUACCAAUGUGCCAAACCACCCCACAGAUUCUCAUAAAAGUUCUCUGCAGCCAGAA
Molecule: messenger RNA, 1323 nt
Organism: Manis javanica (Malayan pangolin)
Lineage: Eukaryota; Metazoa; Chordata; Mammalia; Pholidota; Manidae
Gene: HSD17B14
Product: hydroxysteroid 17-beta dehydrogenase 14
Biological process (GO): steroid catabolic process
Cellular component (GO): cytosol
Molecular function (GO): estradiol 17-beta-dehydrogenase [NAD(P)+] activity
Source: RefSeq, a predicted model, not a curated record